GCAGGCAGGCAGGCGGGCGGGCAGGAUCCCCUCCGGGCACGCAGCGUUCCUUUAAGGCGGCCGCAGCCCCCCCCGCGUCCUGCGGAGUUAUGUCGGUGUCCCCCGUGAAGAGGCAGAAGAUGGAGUCGGCGCUGGAGCAGCUGAAGCACCACACCACGGUGGUGGCCGACACCGGGGAUUUCAACGCAAUCGAUGAGUACAAACCCCUGGAUGCCACCACGAACCCAUCUCUGAUCCUGGCCGCCGCUCAGAUGCCUGCAUACCAGAAACUUGUGGAUGAUGCGGUUGCAUAUGGGAAGAAACUGGGGGGGUCAGAAGAUGAGCAAAUCCAAAAUGCCUGUGACAAACUCUUUGUAUUGUUUGGAGCUGAAAUACUGAAGAGGAUACCUGGCCGUGUGUCCACAGAAGUAGAUGCAAGGUUGUCUUUUGAUAAAGAAGGAAUGAUUCAGAGGGCCAGGCGUCUGAUUGACCUUUAUAAGGAAGUAGGAAUUGGUAAAGAUCGGAUUCUCAUAAAGCUUUCUUCAACAUGGGAAGGAAUCCAGGCUGGCAAGGUUCUGGAAGCAGAGUACGGGAUUCAUUGCAACAUGACCUUGCUGUUCUCCUUUGCUCAGGCAGUCGCCUGUGCUGAAGCUGGGGUUACUCUGAUCUCCCCAUUUGUAGGACGCAUCCUGGAUUGGCAUGUUGCUAACGGAGAUAAGAAAACCUACGAGCCUUCAGAAGAUCCAGGAGUGAAGAGCGUCACUAAGAUCUAUAAUUACUACAAAAAGUUUGGCUACAAAACCAUUGUGAUGGGUGCUUCAUUUCGAAAUACAGGAGAAAUCAAAGCUCUUACAGGCUGUGACUAUCUCACUAUUUCACCCAAGCUCUUGGCAGAGCUCAGCAAAGAGCACGUCAAGCUAACUCCCACGCUCAGCGUUAAGGAGGCUCAGGCCUGUGACCUCGAGAAGAUCCACCUGGAUGAGAAGGCAUUCCGCUGGCACCACAACGAAGACCAAAUGGCUGUGGAGAAGCUGUCUGAUGGGAUCAGAAAGUUUGCUGCAGAUGCAAUAAAAUUGGAGAGGAUGUUAAAGGAGCGAAUGUUCGGCACUGAGAAUGGGAAGUAAAAGAGGCAGAGUUCUCCUGACUGCUCAAGGCUGAAUGAGUGGAUCACCUGAAAUUAAACGGAUGUACAAAUGUCUUACCUGUAAAAGUCUUAUGCUGUGUAUGCAUAGAUUUCUGUAUCAUGCUUUUUUAAAAAAAACAAUUUGCAAAGGGACAAAACUUCAUUGUUUUUGUGGCACUUUGUUAAUACAUGCAAAUUAACACA
This is a messenger RNA of Gallus gallus (chicken), 1306 nucleotides long. It is a transcript of the gene TALDO1, whose product is annotated as transaldolase 1. NCBI's taxonomy places the organism in Eukaryota, Metazoa, Chordata, Aves, Galliformes, Phasianidae. The coding region runs from base 90 to 1103 and encodes 337 amino acids. The transcript is spliced from 8 exons. Gene Ontology annotation, molecular function: transaldolase activity. Gene Ontology annotation, biological process: pentose-phosphate shunt; pentose-phosphate shunt, non-oxidative branch; carbohydrate metabolic process. The record is from RefSeq and is marked provisional. Gene Ontology annotation, cellular component: intracellular anatomical structure; cytoplasm.